Molecule: messenger RNA, 1290 nt
Organism: Anoplopoma fimbria (sablefish)
Lineage: Eukaryota; Metazoa; Chordata; Actinopteri; Perciformes; Anoplopomatidae
Product: OX-2 membrane glycoprotein-like
Exons: 7
Coding region: 64-1095 (343 amino acids)
Molecular function (GO): cell-cell adhesion mediator activity
Source: RefSeq, a predicted model, not a curated record
AAGAAAAGCACUGAUAAGGUUCAAAGUUUCAGGCGGUAAAACUCACAUCAGUCUGCAGCCAAGAUGACACACCGUGCAGUCAUACACUUAGUUUGUGCGUUGGGAGUCUUUCACAAAUGUCAAACAGCUCUGAUCGAAUCCCAGCAGACUGUCAUGGCAGCUGUGGGAGACAACGCCCGCCUGAACUGUCAGUUGAUGCAGUCCAAAGAUGUCGUGCAAGUCACGUGGCAGAAAAUCCUACCUGAGGGGAAGAAAGAUCUCGCUACUUACAACAAACACUUUGGUCAGAAAGUGAACCCUGAAUUUCAAGGAAGAGUGGAGUUCAAAGAUGCUGGACUGCAGAACAGCUCCAUAGUUAUCAGGAACGUGAGGGACCAAGAUAAAGGAUGCUACCGCUGUUUGUUUAACGCCUACCCUGAUGGUGCUCUCGCUGGUAGAACAUGCCUCCAGCUCUAUGAGCUGCAUGAAGCCUUUCUACAUGUCACAGAAUCAAACACUACUGAUACGGUAGCUAUCUCCUGCUCAGCCACGGGUCGACCUGCUCCCACAGUAACACUGUCUGUCCCUGACUGCAACUCCACCAGCGUCACCAACACCAACGGUACAGUCACUGUCACCACUACAGCCGUACUGUCUCGUCUCUGUGACAACCGCACGCGGGUUGGAUGUGCAGUGCGAGUGCUCUCUGGUCCUCAGAUAGAGACGUAUGCCACGAUUCCUGAGGUCAAAAGGUCGUCUUCUGAUGGUUUUGAUGUUGAAUCUGGAUCUGAUAACAGGGAUAUUGAGUUAUGUUGGAUCAUUGUGCCGGUCGUGGUACUGCUCUGUGUUUGUGCUGCUGCUGCUGUCAUCAUCCUAUAUAAACAGAAACACCAGAACCGAAAAAACCCACAAGUGAAUACUUGUUCAGCAGAGGCUUUUCUGGAAUUUGUCUGUGUGUCUCAAAGGGACUCUGGGGAGAAAAAGAAAGACACUAAUGAGCCCAGAACACCUUUAAUGACGAAAAUGAAUGAACUACGGCUACGGAUGUCUUCUGGAAAGAAUGAAAAGAGAGACCACCCUAAACCAUCUGCACAAGGAAAAAAACUUGAGUUUUAGCAGAGAACCACAGAUUAACCCGAAGAUGGAAGUGCCAAAACAAAAACUGCUAGUAUCAGUUCAUGGAUCUAUAAUUUAGGCGAUUGUUUUCUACCAAUUCUCUGUUGUAUUUGCAUCCUUUGUUUUUUACGUAUUUUGUAUUUGUUUGUUUUUUAUCGUACUUUGUAUAUGAACAAAUUGUUAUAAACAUGAAAA